Lachancea sp. 'fantastica' is the source of this 1518-nucleotide messenger RNA. The record is from the annotation of a GenBank genome assembly. Lineage: Eukaryota; Fungi; Ascomycota; Saccharomycetes; Saccharomycetales; Saccharomycetaceae.
AUGUGGACUCAUGUAUGCCUGCAACUCUUGGUGAUCGUUGUUCGUGGACAGCAAUAUCAGAGACUCGACUACAUCGAUCAGUUCUCCAGGUCACUACAAGAGUCGGAUACCAAUGCCUAUGAUUUGGAACGCAUUGUUCGGACGAACUUUCCGUUCCAUAAGACUUUUUGCGCGGGAGAAGCCCUCAAGGAAUUUUUACCAGCCUGCCUUGAGAAUGGGAUCGAGACUGUCGAUCCAAAAUUGAAAGUUCGAGCUGCGGUGAGUCUAUCAUUUUGCGAAUUCCAAGAAUCGGGCCUCGAAGUCAGGCCAAAACACUGCUCUGACCUGAAAUUUGGCGAUAUCAACAUGUGUGUGGAGGAGUUGCGGAGCUCCCCACAAUGGUGGACGACCUACAGUGGAUAUUAUCAGCGUUUACCAACUUUAUGCUACGAACAGUCUUUGCCUUACGAGAAAGAUCAAAUGCUUGGUCUUUUCCUCAACAUAACCAAGGUCUAUUCAAGCUUUAGUGAAUCUCUAGAUGCUGAACUUACGAGAAAGUUUGCAGGUUUAGAGAAUAGAACGGACAAAAUGAUGGAGACAUUCGAAGAAGCUCUACAAAGUCAAAUAUAUGAUAUGAACAAGCUUUACGCCGAUAAACUCAGGUCUUUUACUGACGUUUUCGACCAGGUUCGGGAAGAGGCUGUCAAGGAUUUGACGGGCAGCUUAGUGACUGUGCGUAACGAACUUGUUAACGCAGAUACUGAUUUGUGGCUUGAACUUAGAAGCCUUAAAGAGUGUCUGGAAAGUGUGAACGUUGAGCUUGAAGAUCGCGAUUACGCCCGACAAAUCAGAACGCUCAAAAAUGAAAGCCUCGAAUUAUCGAAAGAAGCCACCGAACGAGGACUUUUGCAAUUGAAAUCAAUGAACGAGGCGCUUGAAAAAGUAGGCACUGAAUCGACGCAGCAAAUAUCAGAAGUGAAUUCAAACAUAGCAGAUUCUUACGUCGAUGUCCUCAUGGCUUUUCAAGAUUUCAGAGACGUUAUUCGAAACUCUAUGAUUCCUCUAAUCCAAGAUGAAAUGCACCCUCAUCUCGAUGAAUUUAACCAAAAAUUGCUAAGCAACUUGCAAGAGAUUGAUGCCGCGAUGGAAAUUCAAACAGAGACUUGGAGCGAUAAUCUGCACAACACUUUCGAAAAGGUGAGCACCGGACUUAAUCAAACCGCAGCAACUGUCCAGCAAUUGGAAAUUGAUAUCAAAACAGCCAAUAGGGAACUGGGUUUGUUUAUAACUACCCUUCAGAUGCUUCAAAGUAUUGUGCGUGACACCCUUUCUCGUGCUUACUAUCUUGUGACUCUCGUCCCAGUAGCAGCCCGUCCUUUCAUCAUCAUGUAUCUGGUUAAGGUACUAUCGGCGAUUGGCAAUAUCACACCAAACAUUUACCAAGCAGUGGCAUACCUACCUCCGUAUCUGGGAGAGUCCAUUAUACUUCUUGGAGCUCUUGUGGGAGGUUCUUACCUCGGCUUCUACACGAUGGUGUAA